Messenger RNA from Octopus bimaculoides (California two-spot octopus), 14400 nucleotides. RefSeq names its product serine/threonine-protein kinase 11-interacting protein. Gene Ontology annotation, molecular function: protein binding. Gene Ontology annotation, cellular component: cytoplasm. NCBI's taxonomy places the organism in Eukaryota, Metazoa, Mollusca, Cephalopoda, Octopoda, Octopodidae. The record is from RefSeq and is a predicted model, not a curated record.
ACCAAGUCUAGCAGCAGUCCUUGUUUAUAUAUCACGUCACAAACUGUGAUAGUGUCAUAGCAGCAGGUGCUGGUUGUGCGUGCACUCCGUCCCCAGUGCAGACGACAAGUCAACUAGUGUUAACAUUAAACUAGCAAGCCUACUUCUAGAUUUACCUGCUGCAUUCCAGCUAUUUGUUUACUUUGCACAAGCAUAAUUAUUACACCAAAUCAAAAACAAAAAAUUAGCAAACCGGUGACCGUAUCCACUUGUUUUUCAUGAUUAAUCAUCGAUAGUUUUUUGUAACUUAAUAAUUCACGUUCCUAAUGUUUUUUAUCACAUAAAUUAACAUGCAUUUACCUGCAUGUGCACGCAUGCAUAUAUAAACAUACAUAUAUCUAAAAAUUCAUAUUCAUAUAUAAACAUACAUAUACAUUUAUAAAUAGCAACAUAGCUAUCCAGAGACUAUCUUCGUCAUCGUUAUUAUUAAUGUUGUAGUUGCAUUGUCACUGUUACCUUUAAAGCAUGCGUUUGAAACUCCACAAGUUAGUACCUAUUAACCCCUUUUACAUGAAGUUAUCUCCGAACAAGAAGCUUGCUUUUCGUCCUCUCAUCUCCAAUAACGCUGCCUCGUGACAACAUUGAUCGAAUGCUAAACUGAUUCAGACUGGAUUGAAUAAUAUGAUAUAAUAUGAAAAUUACAUCAAUAAUGCAAAGGAUAUUACUUUGAAAAAAUUAUUGUGAGUAUUCAGAUUGUGUGGUUGAAAGAAGGAUGACUUUAGAAACCAAUGAAAUUAACAUGGUUCACCAACUUGCUGAGGUGGUGCAUUACCAAAGUAACAAAAUUUUCCGAGGAGAGGGCCGACUUAACCUUUCUACACACACAUUAGUCUUUCUUAAUCAAGCAACACAGGAAGGUUUCCUCUCCAGCUAUCAUAAAGAACAUGAUCUUACAACUGAAAAACAGCAGGAACUGGAUAAACUAAAAAGUGACAUCCAUUUUGUAACUGAUGUACUGGUGGACACAACCGCACUAAAGUUGUACCACCAGUUACAUACAAUACAAGGACCACUUGAAAUUGGCAUGUUCCAGGCAUUAACUGAACUAAAUAUUAACCGUGUUCCUAUUCAUCUUAUACAAGGGAUUGCAAAGCUUAGGUCAACAUUGAAACAGAUUACAAUCAGUCGAAGUUUGCAGACCUUAGAGUCUCUUUUUGAAAUGUGUGGGGGCGAUAGAAGUGGGCCUAUGGCUUGGCAUCAUCUAAUUUAUGCUGAUCUUAGUCAGAACAGUAUUCAGAAGCUGGAUUCAUCUUUGAGGUUAUUGCCAUCACUGAAGUAUCUGGAUUUGAGCCACAACAAUAUUCAAAACCCUGAGAAACAUUUAGAGAAUCUGUUGUAUGUUGAACAAUUAAACUUAGCUUUCAACCAUCUGACGACACUUCCUUCACUGUCUAGUCAUACAAAGUCCUCAAUCAAAACUCUUAUUCUUAGAAACAAUAAUUUAACAGAUCUGAAUGGUGUUGAAGAGUUGGGUUAUUUAACGGAAUUUGAUGCUUCUGGUAACUUUCUUUCUGACCAUUCUUGCCUUGCUGUUAUAUCAGGGAUGCAUCGGCUAAAAAGGUUGUCAUUGUUUGAUAACCCUAUGACAUAUAGGUCAGAUCACAGAUCAAAGUCAGUUGGCCACAUAUCACCUUUAGUCAAUGGAGAUGGGAUUGUUUUAGAUGGUAAAAAUCUGAAUGUAACAGAACUGAAGACAGUAAAAAGGAACAAAAUUACCAAAACAGCUUCAUUUUACUUCCGACCUCACCUGGAAACUCCCUUGACUGAAAUUGAACCUAAUAAGAUGGAGCUAGAAGAGAAAAAUGAUGAAAACCUUGUUGAACGUAUAAAGUGCCGAAAAAUCCCUGUAAAGAGACCUAAACGAAAACGUAAUUGUCCUCAUGGUGAUAAUUUAUCAACAUACAGCAUGGGAUCAAGAGUCAACUCUCCACAUGGUUCCAUCUCCUCUGUCAGUAUUCCUGAUAUAAAACAGCUGCGUGAAUUUCAUGGGGAUGAGUGGCUGCUAUACUAUGAAAACAUACGGCAAGAUAGAGAAUGUAUUACAACACACUCAGCACCUACAUCUCGCAAAGUCUCUCCCCAACAGCAAGAACUGCCAAAACCAUUGCCAAAACUUGAAUACAGUUCUGAUACUUCUAUUGACGAAGGACCUUAUCUUGGUCAUAUGUCUUCCAAGGAAAAAUUGUUUGUGGACUCUGAUACAGAACAGUCAGAUGAAGUUUCUAUCAUCACUCCUCCAAGUGAAGAGAAUGACAAUGUUAAAGAGUAUCCUGAUAGUGAUGAGUUCAAAGAUGAUGUUGUAGAUUUCAAAAAUGAAAGCAAUUUUGGUAUGGAGGCAGAACCAUGGAUUGUCAAAUUGAGUUCUAAUGAAGAUAGUGAAAUCUUUGUGUCAGCAAAUGAACGUUUUCUUAUUGAGAAAGAUAUGUAUGGCCAACUGCUUGAUCGUCUGGACAUGAAGUGUUUGCGAUUUAUGUCUGUUUUGAUGAGAGGUAGUGAAUAUGUAGUUGAACUGAAAUUUGACUAUGUUAAAUCAAACCGCAGGGUACGAACUUAUAUCAUGAGCAGCAAAGAAGAAUCAGAGGAGCUUGGUCGUCUUUUGCAACCUUAUUUGGAGGCUCAAGUUGCAAAAGCCAAUGUCAGAGAAUUUUUACAUUUUUUGUGUCUGAAAUGCUCACAUGAAUUUUCAAAAGAAAUUGGUUCAACAAAACGAGAAGCUGAUUCAGUAGACGAAUGUCAGAAAUGUGGAAGUAAAAAUGUGGUUCAACAGGAAUCUCCGCCGUCAGUAAUGCCCAGCAAUAACACACCACAAGAAUCCUUUUCCUCAACUGUGAAACAGUCAUUUUUAGGUUUAUUUUCCAAAGAUAAAUCUCCAUCUUCUGGUUCUUCCACCCCAGUGAACAGAGAUUCACCCGUCUUCAAACGUAAGUUUGGCAUGAGGAAACGAUCUUAUUCAAAAUCUACAAGGAAUUCAUUUUAUAUUGGAGAUUCAGAUGUAUCUCAUUCUUCUGAAAGCUUAAGUAGUCAUCAGAAUAAAGACGAGAUAUUAGAUAAAGCACGACCAGCAAGUUUUCAUCUUGAAGAUUCUGAAAAAUGGUUGGAAGGACAUGUUCGAUCUCUCUCUUUCCAGAAAGAGAACUCUAAGAAAAAUUCAGAUUAUCUUACUAACAAAAGAAUUAAUGACAAUUCUACAUUGCUACAGGUUAGAGAAAAGCUAAAGGAGCACAAUUCCUCGCCUGCUAUUUGUGUACAGCAAAGAAUUCAUGACAACAGUUCAAGUUUAAGUGCUACACCUCCAGACUCUUUUCUUACAAGUAAUGUUUGUCACAGUAUGAUAUCAAGUGUUUACAAGCAGACACUUCCAUCUGUCACUACUGUAGAGGGGAAUAAUUUGCGGAUCUAUGUUGAAGAUGUUGAUGCUCAGAACAUGCAAGUGGAAACUGAAGAUGAAAACAGUUCUAGAACUGACCGUGAAAGUUCCUUCCAGUCUAUUGAAGAAUUGGAAACAGGGAGUCGGCCAGCUCAUGAUCCUCAAGCUGAAAUCAUCUCAUUGUCAGAUUCCACAGACACCAACUCAGACAUCACUGCUCUUAGUGAACCUGUAGAUUCUGACAUUAGAAAAGAAAAUAGUGACACUCCAUGCACUUGUUUGGAUCACCAGAUUCAAUUGUUUCUUGUUAUGAAACAUUUACAACAUGCUGAACGGAUUAGUUCAAGUAUCCAGUGUCAAAUUGUCCAGCACAUCAUUGGAGAAUAUAGAGGUUUACUAGUUUUGUCCACUAUGAAUAUUUUUAUUUUUCGGCUUCAUGGAGCUAAUCCUAGUGAGAAUCCAGAAAAGUUUGUUAAGUUACAUUCCAAACAUCCAAUCACAGAUUUGAAGUACUUAGACAUUGGUUUGGGCCACCAAAGUUUACGGUUUGAAUUUGAUGAAGAUUGUGCUAGCUAUUCCUUUCUUAUUAGAGAUGAAUAUAUCUGCCGGAAUUUCAUUAAUGUUCUUCUCGAUUUAACAAAACGACUCAGCAAUAUGGGCCAUAUGAAGCCUGUACAGGUUUGCUUGUACCAUCAUGAAACCACUAAGAAUCUAAGUCGCCUGCUAAAGAAAAAUGACGCCAGUGAAAACAAAGGGGUUGAUGUGGAUCAUCCUGAGAAAAGUAUUUCGGUUUAUGUCUUAACAACACAACUAAAAGAUGAGAAAGGUGAACAGAAGUUACCAGUUUCAGUAGCCCUCAUUGGACCUUUGUUAUACCUUAUAGUAGAAGAUCACCAAUGGCCGAUGCCUCGAUUGCAACCAAGAAUGCCACCUGAAAGUAUCUGUCCACAAUUUGUUAUUCAUGAUAAGCAGAUCAUUCUUGAUAUCACCAGUUUGAAACUCUGGAAGAAUAAUGAUAAACGGCUUCGGUUGAAUUUCCUAAAUGAGAUCUCAGGUUGUGAGUUCCAUUGGGACUUUUUGUUUGAAACAAAUCGAGGUGUUAACCAGCUUAUGCAGGCUGUACGUGCUCCCUGGGAAUCAGAAUUUGGAGUGAAUCUUGAAAUCAUUGUGCUGUGAGGAAUUUGAAGAUAUUACUCAAGUUUCAUAUUAAUUUUCCUGGCUCUGUUCAGUGUGAACCAUGGUCUUUCAAAUCAUUUUCAUGAAGAAUCUAUUUUUGUAAAUCAACUGUAAACACCAUCAAUAUCCAAUGUAACAUGCCAGUGUGCUUGUAAAUACCUUAACAAAAAAUGAAAAUUACCCACAAUAUAGAUAUUUAAUGCAUGCAUCCAAUUAAUUGUCUGUGUACAUAAUGCAUAAAUGUAUGAUUAUAUAUGUAUAAAAUACGUUACAUAUAUUUACAUGCAUUUUAUAUAUAAUACGUUAAAUAUAUGUAUAUAUAUAUCUGUUUAUUUGUUAUUAAUAACAUUAGUAAUUAAAUAUUGCUGUCAAAAUCAAAAUUAAAAAUAUGGUAUUGUUCUCCACAUUUUAAAUGCAUAUUGCAGAAAAAUCACUGCUGGCGACUGCAAAUCAGUUAAGAUGGUGUCAUGUUAAACAAAACCAACUUCACUUUACAUAAAUUUUCUUGGUCAUUAUUUAAUUUGAAUUGGAAUUAAUGAUAUUGUGAUUUGGUUGCAAAUAGCUUUGGUUUGUUAUUUAGAAAACACAAAUAAAUUGUGACUCUGUGUUUAAGAUUUUCAUUUUAUAACCAUGUGGUUCUAUGUUUGAUCUCACUUGAUGAAACCUUGAGCAAGUGUCUUCUCUCAUUGCUAUGGGUUGACCAAUGCCUUGUGAGUAAUAUUUGGUAUUGCUGGAAACUGUGUGGAAGCUUGUCAAAAAUGUGUGUGUGUGUGUAUGCACAUAUUGGCAAGAGAUUUGCUGCCAAUACAUAAAUAUGUCAAACAAAAAUAUUUUGUGAUAUUUAUUUCUCUUUAGUAACAUCCCUUUAUACCAAGGUGCAUCUAGCCAUUUAAUAAAAAUCUAUAAAAUAAUUACAAAAACUACUGGGUAUCAAUAUAAUAAUCGACUGAAAGAUUUAAAGACAGUGCUCCAACAUGGUUGCCAUCCAGUGACUGAAAGAAACCAUUGGAAGAAUUAUAUAUAUAUAUAAAUAUAUAUAUUGACUGGCCAUAUCUAUCUUUAUCUAUAUACUCUACUGCUCUAUAACUUAGAGUGUGCUUCUUUUGCGGAUUGAUAAUUUACUGACAAUAUAUAUAUAUCUUUUCUCCUAUAUAUAUUCCUUAAUUGAAGUGUGAGGGAAAUUAUUAAAGAAUACAUUUGCAAUAGAGAGUUGAGAAAAAGACAGCACACAAACUUAAUUCCUAAAUUUAGUCACAUUAAUAAAUAAAAAUCUAUAAGAAACAAAAUGUUAAACUUUGUAAAUUAAGGUAAGAAUUUAUGGUUAUGUCUAGAUUUUUUACUUCAAAAUAAAAAGAAAGGUAGGAGAAAAUGGUACUCUUCAAGCUUCUGAUAAUAGAUUAUUAUAUUAUUGCGGUAAGUUUUCAUAAUUAGUUAUUGCUAGAUGAGCUGGUAGAAUUAUUAGCAUACUGGGCAAAAUGCUUUGUGGCAUUUUGUCCAUCUUUAUGUUCCGAGUUCAAAUUCCGCCAUGGUCAACUUUGCUUUUCAUCCUUUCAGGGUUGAUGAAAUAAAUGCCAGUUACACACUGAGACUGAUAUAACUGACUACUCCCCACCACCACCACCACAAAUUCAGGCCUUGUGCCUAUAGUAGAAAGGAUUAUUAUUACUAUUAUUAUAAAUUCCAUCAUGAAGGUGACAAGGUGACAGAAUCAUUAGAGCCCUGGAAAAAUGCUCUGCUGAUUUUUCUGAGUUCAAAUCCUGCUGAGGUCAACUUUGCCUUUUAUCCCUUAGGGGUUGAUAAAAUAAAUAUCACUUAAGUAUUGGGGACUAUGUCAUCAAAUUGCACUGCCCCUCAAAAUUUCUGGCCUUGUGCCUAUAGUAGAAAUAAUUAUUACUUUCAUCACUUUAUAUUCUGAGUUUAAAUCCUGUUGAGAUUUAAACUCUACUUUGAUUUUCUUAUAGUUUUGAAGUCAAGAAAGUAGCCAUCAAAUAAUCAACUGAUCUCUUACCCUCAAAAUUAUUUGUCUUGUAUCUAACUAAAAAACCACUACUAUUAGUAUUAUUAAGGGUGGCAGAAUCAUUUGAGCAUUGAAUAAAAUGCCUUGCAGUAUUUCUUCCAGUUCUUUAGGUUCUGAGUUCAAACUGUACUGAGGUCAACUUUCUCUUUCAUCCUUUGGGAGUUGCUUAAAUGAAUUACUAACCAAAUACUGAGAUCAGUGAACUGACUUAGCCCUUCUUCCAAAUUUCUUACCUUGUGCCUAUGUUAGAAGCAAUUAUUAUUAAUAUUAUUAGUUUCAUAAAUAGGGCGGCUAGCUGGCAGAAUCGUUAGCAUGCCAAACAAAAUGCUUAGUGGCAUCUCUGGCUUUACAUUCUGAGUUCAAAUUCCACUGAGGUCGACUUUGCCCUUUUUUUUCCUUUUGGGAUCAAUAAAAUAAGUAUCAGUUGAACCCUGAGGUUGAUGUAAUCAACUUAACCUCUCCCCUGAAAUUGUUGGCUUUGUGCCAAAAUUUGAAACCAUUAUUUUCAUAGAUAAAAAUAGAUUAUAGAGAAAUAUUUAUUUUUAUUUACUUAUUCAUUUAUUUGAUGUAAUUAAGCAAACUAGAAAAAAGGUGAAUUUGGUGCCUUAAGAAAUCUUUUUAAUGGAUUUACCAUGUCAUGCACACACACAAACACACACAUACCCACACGUACAUACACACAGGUGAGCAAGAUAAUGUUUCAUACCUCUGUAUACUUAGCUGUAAGAAAAAUGUUAAGUUGGGACUGGUGAUGAUGAAUAUAUUUCUAGGUGGGGGAGCUAUACUUAAAAGCUUCCAAGGGAUUAGCUUUAGAGAAGGAUAAGUUCUACCAUGUUUUUGCCUUACAUACACCACAUGAAAAUGCUUUGGAUCAUGUAACUCUCUCUCUCUUUCAUGAAAGUAAUAAUUUUUUCUACUAUAGUCACAAGACCAGAAAUUUUGAGGGGCAGGGCAAGUCCCCAGUACUUAACUGAUAUUUAUAAACUAAGCACACAUCUGAUGAUACUAGGGUGCUGUCUUCUUUCCUACUUACUAAUACUUAUCAGUGUGUGUGUGUGUGUGUGAGUGUUUAUAUCUUUUUGUCUUGACAUUGUGUGAUUGUUUCCAAUUCAUUUCCAAUGUUCUGCAAAAACAGGUCUGGCCAUGGAGAAACAUUACCUUGCUUGGAAGCAUAUAAGGAUUUGUAAUAGGAAGAUAAUCCAGCUGUAAAAAAUCUGCUUCAAUAAAUUCUGUCUGACCCAUGUCAGUAUGGAAAAGUGGCGACUAAAACAAACAAUGACAAUGAUGAUAUUAAUAUAUAUAUAUAUAUAUAUAUAUAUAUGAAGGAAAUGAUCUUGUUUGAUAUGCAGUAAAGGAGUAGGUAGGAACAUCAUAUGCUAUACAUAGAGUAAGAUAUGAACACACACCGUGUCACAGAAUCACUGGCUGGCUAACAGUAAAGGCAAGCUUUGUGUGUGGCAGAUGCAUUGAAGUAAUAUGUAUAAGGAGUACAAGAGAAAUAGACUCUCUUAAAUGCCCUGCUGGCUCAGCCAAAGUAGUUGAUGGUUUAUGUUAAUUAGGUGAUAUAGUUAGCAGAGGAGAUGGUUGUUCAGAAUGUAUAGUAGCCAGGAUAAGGAUGGAUUAGAAAAGUUCAGGUAGCUAUUACCUCUGUUAACAAUAAGGCUUUCGCUUUCAGAGUGAAAAGCAGAUUCUCUAAUGCUUGCAUGGUAGUAAAUGUGGGCCUUGAAUCAAAUGUGUGAAGGACAGAAAGAAAUGAAGCUGCAUGUUCUGUUGGAUGGAUAAUGCUAGUGUGCAUGAACACUUGAAUACAAAUGAGCUGAGAGAAAAACUGGAUAUAAGAGAAAUUCAGUGUAGUGUACAAGUGAGAAUGCUGCAUCGGUAUGUGCAUGUGAUGCAUAUGGAGAAUGACUGCUGCAUAAAGAAGUGCUAUAAACUCCAAGUUAAUGGAACCUGUGGGAAAGGGAGACCAAGGAAGACUUGGGAUGAAGUGAAGGCUGAUCUGAAGAUACUGCAUCUCACAGAGAGAACAACAACCAUAUUGACUGGUAGUAUGUGGUACUACAGAACACCUAACCGCCUGCAGCAAAACCUACUCAAACAUACAUUGUAUAUCUUCCUAACCAUCCUCACCUUACAUCCUCUGAACUCCCUUUAUUCAUUCUUCCACUAGGCCUCUCAACCAAAGAUUGUAUUGGUUCAUACUCAUCCUAUAUAUAUAUAUAUAUAUAUAUAUAUAUAAUGUUUCAGUCCAAAGGGUGUGACCAUGCUGGAGCAUAUGUAUACACACAUCCAUACAUACAUGUUUGUGUGCAUGAAUGUCUGUGCGUCACAUAGGGAGUAAACUUUGGAAAUACACUUUUUCCACCAGAAGUAAUACCAGGAAAUAAUUAUAAUUUAACUUUUAUCAAAUUUUUUGGUGCUUAUACAAAAUCCGAAAGGAAUAUUAAUGUUCAAAAGAAAAAUAUUUAUUACUUUAAAAUAAAAUUAAAUAAAACAAAUUUCUCAUUUCUAUAACUCCUCUCAUAAUUAGUCAUUUAUUUCUUCUUCUCUUCCUCUUCUGUCUCUAUCAUUCUACCUCUCUUAUUCAGUGUGUAUAUGUGUAUGUAUAGUGUUCCUUUUUUCAUUGCCUGCCACCAAGCCUUCUAUGUGCAUUCAUUCUGCACCUCAUAUGUCAGCUUUCUCUGUAUCUCUGUUUUACUUUCGCCUCUCUUCACUCUAUAUGAUGUAAAGUGUGAUUGGAGAAAUCAAGCAACAGAUUAACAUUUAUGUUGGCUAUUAUAUAUGUUUAUGUAUAUACACGCACACAUCUCUAUCAUUUACAUGCAGAUAUCACACACACACAUAUAUGCGCAAAGAACUGUACACUUUGUCAACCUGGAGAAAGCCUUUGACAGUGUUCCUUUCUUUCUGAUCUGGUGGUCGUUGGUGAAGCUAAGAGUAGACGAAUGGCUGCUGAGACUAAUUCAAGUCAUGUACAGAUAAACGUUAGCAAUGGCUGCUGAGAGUGGUUCAAGUCAUGUUAGUCAGAUAAACGUUAGCAAUGAGUAUGAAAGCAAAUUUCGUGUGCAAGUAAGACUUCUCUGGGUUAAGCUCUCACUUUCAUCCUACUCAUCAUAGUCCUUUAGACCAUAACAGAGGAACUUAAGACUGGGUACUUGUAGGAACUCCACUAUGCUGAUGAUUCUGCUCUUAUAGCUGAAUUUGUCAUAGAAUUAGAAAAAUUCCAUGUGUAGAAGCAAAACCUGGGAUCAGAAGGCCUUAAAUUUAACUUACCAAAGUUUUAGUAGGCAAGAAAACAGACAAGUACGCUAUAUCCUUCAGGAAAAUGACCAUGCUGGUAGAAAUUUCAUCUGAUGUACCCAGAGCAAAUUAUGGACACAAGGUGUGCAAGUAGAAUCAUAUGAUGGUUGACAGAAAACAAAGAUUGUCUGUGGCAGAUGUGUUGGAGUAAUAAGCAGUAAGAACAUCCAGAAAAUAGAUUUGUUAAAUGCCCAUGUGGAUCCUUAGUGGGUAGUUUCUGUCACCUCGAUUACCUAAUUAACUAUGGGGGAGGAUGUUCUGAAAGUAUAGUUGUUAGAAUAGGACUAGUUGGAGAAAGUUCAGAGAGCUAUUAACUUUGCUAGCAGCAUAAAGCCUCUCACUCAGAGUGAAAGGCAGUUUGUAUGAACAGCAGUGCUUACACGGUAGUGAAAUGUAGGCUAUAAAUGCAGAAGACAUGUGAAGACUAGAGAUAAAUGAAGCUAGCACACUUCACUGGAUGUGCAGCAUUAAUGUGCAUGUACAACAAAGUGCAAAUGUGUUGAGGGAAAAUUGAGCAUAAGAGGCAUCAGAUGUAGUAUGCAAAAGAAAAAAAAUUGCACUGGCAUCAGCCAUGCUCAAAUGGUGCUUUUUACGUGCCACCUGCACAGGAGCCAAUCCAGCGACACUGGUAAUGACAAAAGAUAGAUUGAUACAUAAAACUACUUUCUGCAGUUAAGAGUAAUGAAAAUUUUGAGUGGAUAUAUACAGAUUUUCACAGUAAAAGGACUAAUUUCUUUAGGUCAUAUUUGUACUAUGUGAAAUAAUUCUGGUUUUAUUCUAGCAUUUGCCAAACAUCUUCUUACAUAAAUAUUCAACAUCUUCAGUUACUUGACCACUAUACUUCUCAUUACAACUGAUUUCUUGUUCAACCACAAUACACAUCAUCAAAAUGUUCCCUAACAGGUUGGUGGAAUAAUUAAUUCUACAUUAUCCCAUCUUCAUGACUGUUACUUUAAUGAAAAGUGAGUUAAAUGGCCCUUCACCAAUACAACAAUUACUCCAAUUAUUAUUAUUAUUAAAAUUCUAGUUUAAUGUAUCCCCAUAUAAAAUAUUACCAUUGGCUGUCUCCAACUUUAUAUUUUCACUUUAUAUUUUUAUAAUAUCAGUUUCUACCAGGUGAUAUUCCAACCAUGAUAACUGUUUUCGAUUGAGAUACAAUGUCUGUAGUUUGAGGGGCAGGGUAUUAGUCAGUACCACAGAACCCAGUAUUUGACUGAUAUUUUAUUGAUCCCUAGUGGGACGAAAUGCAAAGUUGACCUUGGUAGAAGUCGAACUCAGAACAUAAAGUGUUGGAAGAAGUACUACAAGAAUUUUGUCUGGCUCUCCAAUGAUUCUGCUAGUUUUCUGCUUAACACUCUUGUUACCAUAUUUCUGUUGAGAUGCUCUGUGUUUCUUUCAGUUUUAAAUAUAACAAAGAAUUUAGUAAAAUAACUUAGUUAUCAUUAAGCUAGUGUUAGGAACAUAAAUUCUGACUAAGGUUUGGUGGAAGAUUUUAAUUCAGAACUUUUGAAAACAAGACAUUUGUACUCCAGAGGCAGUUUCAGGCAGAUUGGUAUCAAAAGGGUUAAUUCUAAUUAUGAUAAUGCAUCAACAUGUUAAAUUUCAGAUGUCUUUACACAAGAUCUUUCAGAAUCAGUUGCUCUUAUUUAUUAAUACUAUCUUAAAACACAUGCAACUAUUACUUUCAGUAAACCUUAACUUUUGCUAAAAAUAAAUCCUAAAAGCUCUUUUUGUUGAUUUACAUAAUUCCUGCUAGUGGUUCUUGGUUUUUUUCUAGAAUUAUCCAAAUGCACUAUCAAGUGGAGAUUCAUUACUUUUAACCAGCAUGGUUAUCGUUGUGUCACACUAAGUUUAUCUAAAUAAAGCCACAAUCACAUGCAGUCUUCUACAUGAGGAAGCUUUGUUCAAUUGUACAGCCAAGUUCUCUGACAUUGAACUACUAGUCACCUUCAAUAAUUUUUAUCAACUUGUAAAAUACAUACACUAAUGCAACAAUAUGACCAUAAGAAUAACACCACAGAAAUAAUAUCAAGGUUUUAAUGUUAUUCAUUUACUAGGUUUUUGUCUCUUUUGUGAUUGUAUUAUUUUUGCCUGUUUUUUUUUUUUUUUGAGAAGCUAGGAAAUUGAACAUUCACUACUUAAUCUGUGUGUGCAUAUAUGUGUGUGAUAUAUAUACAUAUAUACAUGAACAUACGCAGUGUGUGUGUGUGUAUGUAUGUAUCUGUGUAAACCUCUGUGCAUGUGUGUGUGUAAACCAGUGUAUCAAGUUGUGUCCCUUUAUGUCAAAAAUGUAACUUAGCCAGUUGAUUAAUAGAGGUACAUAAAAUAAAUACCAGACUAAUAUAAGUAUUGGGAGUUGAUAUGAUUGACUAAAACUGUUGAAGUUGGUACUCCUGCAUGGACUCAGAGAGAGUGAGAGAGAGAUGGAUGGAUGGCUAUAUUACCUCACAUAUAUGCACAUGCGCACUCACACACAUGUAUAUAUGUACUACUUACUAUGAGUGGGAUAGUUUUUGUUGUAAUGUUUGUCCUUCCCCUUACUUACCAGUCAACCGUGAAUUAAUUGCAGAACCUAUUGGCAAUCAAGCAAAAAAACAUUGCUAUGCAUCUUAUUGACUGUGCCAAAAGUUUGAACUUAAGACCUUGUGGUUAGCAGUUCACCACCUGAACCCCGCAGCUGUUUAUAUAUUUGUGCUUGUAAACAGAAUGCAGAAUAAUUAUCCAUGAUUUUGAUUUCCCUUUUGAAAAAUUCUUUAUUCUCAACUCUUAUAAUGGACACAAAUAUAUAAUUCAUUAUGUACAGUGUUGCACUAGUAAUUUAUGUGCAGUAUCAUGUGCAGGUCUCAUGUUCCUGACAGAUGUUGAUCAAAAUCGAAGUUCAUACAUUGUAUAACUACUGGGUGGGCAAUACCAUUUGCCACAACUUUGCUAAAUCAAGAUAGAUAGGACUCUUUUCUAUAAUUACUUCUCUCUUUCUCAAUUAAGUCAGACAUUUAUAAAACAUACACAUUAUAUACAGUGCCUCAAAUCAGCCCUUGUAGAGCUUGUAUCAAAUGAUUAUGCUUUUGAAAUGGGGUCAUCUUGUGUAGCCAGAGGUGGACUGCUAAGUUUGUAUAUUACUUUAACUUGAAAUAUGCUAAUGGCUUUAAAAAAAGGCAUGUUCACAUUGAAAGCAAAGUAUUAAUAUUUCUUCCUUUGGAUUAAUUGUAAAGAAAUCAGUUAUAUUUUAUCUAUAAAAAAAAAACCCCUCAAAAAUUAAAAAUGAAUUAGUAAUCUAUAAUUGGUUUCUUAAUUAACAAAUGAAAUGUUUCUGUUCUAGAAGAUAUUUAGGUUUCAUCUCAAUGGAAAUAAUGUAUUUCUUUGAAGGAAAGUUAAUUCUGAUGCCUACAAUCAAAAUAUUGAGAAUAUAUAGUGUUGUUUGAGUUCUGUAAUAUACCAUAUAGAUUUCCAGAUUGCUUAGUUGGCAGAAUACUAGAAUACAAUUUGCCAAUGCACUAAAUUCUCAGAAUCCCAGACCUCUUACUAUAAAUUGGUUCACAGAGAAAUGUAACUCAUAACUGUAGGCAAGAACAUUGUAAAAUUGAGGACUGAUUUGUUAGCUUGCUGUGUUUAAUUUAGUUUCUUUUGGAGAGGAAAUGAGCUUUGACAGACUACAUUCUCUUACAAUUAUUGUCUUUGGUGAUGCUCUAAGACCUACUUUAGUCAUUGGAAUGUCCCCCCCUCUCUCUCUUGCCCAAGCUGAACACAAGGUUCUUUGUAUAUUACAAGUAUUCAUGAGUGUGUUUAUGUGUGAAUCUAUAAAUUAAAUUUCUAAAUUUUGUUUUGAUUUUUAAUUUUUACCACUCAUUUUCAAUAUUGGGUUUAAUAUUAUAAAUUACAUUAUUUAUUUCAUUCUAAUAUUUGUAACAACUUUGUUAUGUUUAUUUUGAAGUAAAAGAUAUAAAGCACAAACAAAAUCAGUUUUGUCAUCUACAAUUCAUAUUCACUAUUUUAAAUGCUACUUUAUUUUUUCUCCCCCACCAUGUUUCAAAAACAUGACAACAGCAGCACUCACUAAUUUAACACAAUAUAAGCUUCUUUAACAAUUAGAUACUUCAUCUCCACCCUUAUUGGUUACUAUUACACAUAGAGGUAUCAGCAUGUACAAGUUGCUCCAAUGACACAUCAUAGUGCCUGCAAAAAGAGGAGAAUCAUAUGCAAUGGUGUGAGCCAAAAUUUUAUUGCAUAAUCUUCUCGAGUCUUUAGUAUUCAGUUCUCUUCUGCAUAAGUGUUGCUUUAUAAACCCUCUUAUUAUUUAUGGAGAACUGUUUGGAGUAAUGAUGAUGACAGCUUUUAAAAUAGUAAUCUUAUACAUGUUGAAGUAAUAAUGAUACUCACUGGUUCCAUUAGGACAAUCUUAACAAUAUCCUAAAUUAAACUUUUAUGUAUUUUGUGUUUGCUCCCUUGAAAUAUGUCAAAACAAAAAUAUAUCAAAAGUAAAAAAAAAAAAAGUAAAAGAAAA